Messenger RNA from Ictalurus punctatus (channel catfish), 3693 nucleotides. It is a transcript of the gene pdp1, whose product is annotated as pyruvate dehydrogenase phosphatase catalytic subunit 1. The record is from RefSeq and is a predicted model, not a curated record. Gene Ontology annotation, molecular function: cation binding; protein serine/threonine phosphatase activity. Lineage: Eukaryota; Metazoa; Chordata; Actinopteri; Siluriformes; Ictaluridae. The coding region runs from base 336 to 1901 and encodes 521 amino acids. The transcript is spliced from 4 exons. Gene Ontology annotation, biological process: protein dephosphorylation.
CCAAUCGCUUUGACCCGCCUACUUCCGGUCCGCACAGAUCCCUGACUCGAUCAAGUGGCCAGUGCGGAGAUAAGUACGAACUGGCGGGCUUCAGUUAAACUGCCCACUGUUCUUCAGGAAAAAUCCUCCAGGUCCUGCACAUUCUUUACUUUUCCUCCAUCUUCUGCAUAUUUGACCCCUUUCCAACAGCAACUAAAUGAUGUUGAGAUCCAUCUUUUCACACUGUGACUGCCGGAGGAGAAAAAUGCAAAAUGAAGUGUGUGGGGUCAAAGCAAACUACUCCGACAUUCAUUAAAAGCAGGUCCAUUGACAGAAGUUUGUAAGGCUGCAUUCUCAUGGCGGCUACCUCCCAGCUGUUUCGGGUAAUCCAUGGCAGGGGUUUUGGUUGUACAUGGGUGCCAUCUGUUUUGUGCCAAGCCUGCUUCCAAGUCCAUCAUACAUGCAAAAGUGUCUACCAACCAAAUGCAACUUCAGAUCCAAUUCAGCCCCUAUUGCGGAGCUACAGGACGUCAGCUGCACAGCUCACGUACUACCUCACACCACCUCAGGUGAACAGCAUCCUGAAGGCCAAUGAGUACAGCUUCAAAGUGCCUGAGUUUGAUGGCAAAAACCUCAGCUCAGUCAUGGGGUUUGAUAGUAAUCAACUCCCAGCCAACGCACCUAUUGAGGACCGGCGCAGUGCAGCAACGUGCUUGCAGACACGUGGCAUGCUCUACGGUGUCUUUGAUGGGCAUGCAGGCUGUGCCUGUGCCCAGGCAUUGAGUGAAAGGCUCUUCUACUACAUAGCCGUGGCCAUGCUGCCGCACGAGACACUUGCUGAGCUCGAGAGCGCUGUGGAGAGUGGCCGGCCCCUUCAGGCUAUCCUGCAGUGGCACAAGCACCCAAAUGACUACUUCAGCCGUGAGGCAUCGCUCCUCUAUUUCAACAGCUUGCGCACAUACUGGCAAGAGCUGCUGGACCUAAGCACUCCUGGAGAACACCCUGAUGUGGCUGAGGUGCUCGUGAGCGCAUUCAAACGCCUGGACAAUGACAUCUCUUUGGAGGCACAGGUGGGGGAUGCCAAUGCCUUCCUGCACUAUUGGGUGUUACGUGUGGCCUUCUCAGGUGCAACAGCAUGCGUGGCACAUGUAGACGGUGCUGAUUUGCAUGUGGCAAAUGCAGGUGAUGGACGUGCUGUUCUGGGUGUGCAGGAGCCUGAUGGCUCGUUCUCUGCACUGACCCUCUCCAAUGACCACAGUGCACAGAAUGAGGCCGAGGUUCGCCGUGUACGCGCUGAGCACCCGCAUGCUGAAGCCAAGACAGUGGUGAGGCAGGACAGGCUGCUUGGUCUCCUCAUGCCGUUUCGUGCAUUCGGUGAUGUCAAGUUCAAGUGGAGUGUGGAACUGCAGCGGCGCGUGCUCGAGUCUGGCCCAGACCAACUUCAUGAGAACGAGCAUGCCAAAUUUGUGCCACCCAACUACCAUACACCACCAUACCUGACCGCUGAGCCUGAGGUGACAUAUCACCGGCUUCGGCCACAAGACCGCUUCCUGGUACUUGGUUCGGAUGGAUUGUGGGAGACCCUGCACCGGCAAGAAGUGGUGCGUAUCGUGGGCGAGCACCUGACUGGAGUGCACCAGCAGCAACCCAUCAGUGUGGGUGGCUACAAGGUCACCCUGGGCCAAAUGCAGGGGCUUCUGCAUGAGAGGAAGGCACGUGUCUCCUCCACGUUUCAAGACCAGAACGCAGCCACACACCUGAUUCGCCAUGCUGUGGGCAGUAAUGAAUUUGGCAUGGUGGAUCAUGAGAGGCUAUCCAAGAUGCUCAGCUUGCCAGAGGAACUAGCCCGCAUGUAUAGAGAUGAUAUCACCAUUAUUAUAGUGCAGUUUAACCCGCACGUCAUAGGAGCUCAGCAGAACUGAAUGUACACCCCCCCCCCCCCCCCCCUUUGUUUCUGUUACACUGCUUUUGUAAACACUCAUGAAUAGAUGAGGAGGAAUAUGGUGUGUGUGUGUGUGUGUUGGGGGGUUGUGUAACAUCAACAUGCUGUAUUAUCAUAUUUAUGCAUCAUAAUCAUGAUUCUGUCUGAAGUUGUCUGAGCUCAGCAAUACAGUGAGAGAAAAUAUGUGGAGUGAACUUGGAGAUGUCUGAGGAUGCUUUGUUUUUGGUUUGCGUAGCUGAGUUACAGUGUGUAUGCUUGUUCAAAUGAAAUUGGCUUAGUUUGUAUCAUUCAUGCUGCUUCAAAAUAACUUGAGCAUUGAAGCCCAAAAAAUAAGGGGAGUAUUGAAGUUUCAGUAUUGCCUCCUGCUGGAAAUGCAGCCUCGAAGCAAUCGUUAAAGUUUCAGGUCAAUGAUGGUUAUUAUACGGUUCUUGCUGUGAAAAAUAUUUGGAAUCCUAUAGUAACAUGGUGAUGUCAGCAAAGUAUCUAUUCAAGUUUUUAAUUACCAACCAUCUUUUUUUUUGUUUGUUUGUUUAAGCUAAAUUUGUUUCCAAAUGCAAAACAGCAACUUUUUCUUGUACAUCACAAAAAGCUUUGUGUAGGACAUCAGACACACAAUUCAAUAUUCAAUGCGUCCUUGCAUUGAGAGGGAUAAAGACUAAUUGUGUGUUUAAUCUGUCUAACCAGAUUAGCACUAGUAAAAUCAUGGAUGUAAUCAUCACGAUCUUAAUCAUAAAGAUGUAUUUGAGAUACUGGACAUGCUGCAGUUCUUAUCUGUUAAAAGUAUCUCUCUGUUGAUUAGUAGCUUAAUAAUAAGCAACUGAAUCCCUAUUGUUUUACAAGUCAGUGACCAAAAAUGCAGUAUUUUAUUGAUGCUCAUGUUCAUUACUAUCAGGAGCAAUGCAUGCACAUCUGGUCUUCAUUGUAGCACUGAGUAGAAUUCUUCAUUUUAUGGCCUGUUUCAUUGAGGGAUUUUGAGUACAGUUAGUUACUGAUAUUAAUGAGGAUGCAAAAGUUAAUUGUUUUUGUGUAUGAACGCAUGACUCUAGAUACUAUCUCUGUGUCUAUGCCAUUGUGGUCAAUUAUGUAACGAAAUACAUUAUUUUCUAGACUGGAGCUGCUUCGUUCACCCUCUGCACCAUCUUCAAGCGAGAAUCGUGUAAUGUGUGUGUUUGUAAAUGCACGGCAGGUUGAUUGUAAAUUCUCAUACGCUUAUAGUGUGCAUUGUGACUGAAGACAAUGCCGAAUGCCCUUCAGUCCAGUAAGUGUUACAGUUCUGCGUGUUUGUAGUAGGUCAAAAUGAAUGUAGCUUUGAUUUCGAGCUCAUCGCGUCAGCCUCACUGAUUUGCAGUAAAUACACAUUUUAACAGCUUUUAGUGGGCACAUGUAAAUGACAUUUAAAUGCAAACGAAUUUCCUAUUCAUCUUCUUUAAUAACUUUUUCUAACAUGUGGCCAACUUUUAUGAAUUGUAUUAGCGUAUAGAGGCACAAGGUAGAUGGGGAUACGUGUGAAAAUGUAUGGUUAUUAACAUGAUGAACGCCAUCAUGAUCUUCCUGGUCACAAUUCAUUUAAAGGAGCAGGAAAGAAUGUUUUUGUCCUUAAAAUUGCUUGUCUAGUACCUGAUGGUCAUUUAUUUGGCGUUAUGCAUUUGAAGCAUUAAAUAUCCACAUCUUGUAAUAUGUAUAUUUAUAUGUAUUACUUAUACAUACUUGAGUAUGAAUAUUGGGGAUUUUGUAUUUCAAUAUUUUAAUAAAACAUUAAAUGCAACUAAUAA